Solanum dulcamara is the source of this 3563-nucleotide messenger RNA. Its product is annotated as putative pentatricopeptide repeat-containing protein At1g12700, mitochondrial. Bases 70 to 1827 code for a protein of 585 amino acids. Gene Ontology annotation, molecular function: protein binding. The transcript has 3 exons. NCBI's taxonomy places the organism in Eukaryota, Viridiplantae, Streptophyta, Magnoliopsida, Solanales, Solanaceae. The record is from RefSeq and is a predicted model, not a curated record.
AAAGCACAAAGUCUAUACAUUAGGGCACGCUGAGCAGAGCAACACUGACACAUCCAUUAGCCAUUGAAGAUGAAGAGAAUUUCUCUGCGAAAUGGCAAUGCUAUUCCCUUUAUCUCUUUCUUCCCUAAUUCACAUUCUGCUUCCGCAAUUACAGUAAAGGGUAAAGUUGGGUUAAACAGUAGCAAUUUUGACAAAGUAAAGAGUUUAGAUGAUGCUGUGAAUCUCUUCAAUCAAAUGGUUAGAAUGAAACCUCUUCCUUCAGUUGUCGAUUUCUCUAAAUUGUUUAAGAAUAUGAUAAGUAUGAAGCAUUACUCUGCUGUCCUUUCUCUUUUUCGAGAAAUGCAGAAAUUGGGUAUCCCAAUUAAUGUUUUCAUCUUGACUGGUGUGAUUAAUAGUUAUUGUCUGAUGCAUCGUUCUGAUUGUGCAUUUUCGGUGUUACCCAUUUACUUGAAGAAUGGCAUUCCAUUUGGUAUUGUCACCUUUACCACCCUAUUAAGAGGAAUCUUUGCUGAAAAUAAGGUCAAAGAUGCAGUUGAAUUGUUCAAAAAAUUGGUGAGAGAGAAGAUUUGUGAGCCCGAUGAAGUCAUGUAUGCAACCGUCAUGAAUGGGCUCAGCAAAAGGGGCCAUACUGACAAGACUUUAAGUUUGCUCCGUUUAAUGGAACAAGGGAACACUAAGCCCAACAUAUAUAUCUACAACAUUGUUAUAGAUUCCCUUUGCAAAGAUAGGAACUUAGAUGCUGCUUUCACUCUUUUGAACGAGAUGAAGCAGAGAGGCAUUCCUCCAAAUGUAGUCACAUAUAGUUCAUUAAUUGAUGGUUUGUGUAGGAUUGGUCAGUGGGAAAAAGUUAAGAUUUUGUUCUCUGAGAUGGUGAACCACAAUAUUUAUCCAGAUGUGUGCAGCUUCAAUAUACUAACAGAUGGACUAUGCAAAGAAGGGAAAGUUGAAGAUGCCGAGGAAAUAAUGAAACACAUGGUCAAAAAGGGUGUAGAGCCUAAUAUAAUCACCUACAAUGCGAUUAUGGAUGGAUAUUGUUUGUGUGGUCGACUAGAUAGAGCAAGAAGAAUUUUUGAUAUCUUGAUAGAGAAGGGCAUUGAGCCUAGCAUUUUUAGCUAUAACAUACUAAUAAAUGGAUACUGUAAGAAAAAGAAUUUGGCUAAGGCCAUGCAAUUGUUUUGUGAAAUUUCUAGAAAGGGAUCAAAAGCUGAUAUUGUUACCUACAAUACUAUCUUGCAAGGUCUGUUUGAAGUUGGAAGAAUUGGUGUUGCAAAACAAUUGUUUGUUGAGAUGGUAUCUACUGGACCAGUACCUGACUUAUGCACUCAUCACACUUUGCUUGAUGGUUAUUUUAAGUACGGACUUGUUGAAGAAGCUAUGUCACUCUUUAAUAAGUUGGUUGGAAAGAAAGAAACUAUUGAUAUUAGAUCUUACAAUAUUAUCAUUAAUGGAUUGUGUAAAAAUGGUGAACUCGAUAAAGCUCAUGCUAUUUUUGAGAAGAUUUAUUCAAUGGGAUUGCUUCCAAAUGCGAGAACAUACAAUACAAUGAUAACUGGAUUUUGUCUAAAAGGGUUGUUAGAUGAAGCUAUAGAUAUGCUUAGAAAAAUUGAGGGGAACAAUUGUCUUCCAAACAAUGUCACUUACAAUGUUAUUUUGCAAGGAUAUCUUAGGUGCAGGAAAAUAAAUGAAAUGGUAACUUUUAUGAAGGAAAUGACUGGAAGGGGCUUCUCAUUUGAUGCAACUACAGCAAAGUUAUUGGUAAACUCUAUAAGUGAGAAUCCUUCCGUCCUUGACAUGAUACCAAAGUUUCAUGUGGAAAACAAGAAGUGAAUAUUUCUUUCGCUUGGUUUAUUCGGCUAUGUUAUAACUUUGAUACAAUUUCGGUUUAUCACCUCACAUGAAAAGGAAUCCAAUGCAAUUGUGGAAGAUGAAAAAUGAAAAUCAGAACGUUGCUUGGGUUUUCAUGCUGGCUUAUCGAGGAGAACAGGUUCAUCACGGUCACGCCUGAAACUGAAGUUCUGAAAGCGAAGCAACUGAUGAUAGGAAUCUGAGUGAACUGGACUUGGGAGAAAGUGAAUUGGAAGACCUCAGUGGCCAUUGGCUUAAGUCAUUUUCCUGAGAUCUCCAUGCACACCGCUUUUGUCACUUAACAUUCCUUGUUCGGCUUCUGGGGUCAGCUUCUCAGCUUUGGAGCAUCUAGUUUCUCGCUCUCCUCAUUUAAGCACUCUUCGGCUCAAUCGUGCUAUGUCCAUCGAGAAACUUCGAUAGCUACUUUGCUAUGCCUCCCAGUUGGUUGAAUAUGGUACCGGAUCCUCACUGCUGACAUACAGGCUGAAGUUCUUAAACAUAUCUCAAGCUUUUUCAGGCUGCAAUCAACUCAAAAGCUUGAGUGAGGUUUGGCAGGCCGUGCCAGCCUACUAUUUAUCCAGUCUACUCCAAACUCACCUCUUUGAAUUUAAGCUAUGCUGCCAUUCAAAUACCUUGUCUUGGCAAACUUUCUUGGCAACUCUUCAGCGCUUUUUAACAACACUGGUGAUACGCCUAAACUUACACUUCAAUUAAGAAAUACAAAGCGAUCGCUGUCAAAUAUAGAAUCCAACUAGGUUGGGGUUGAACCCACAGGGAAUACGGAGGAAAUAAGUCUACUAGCACUUAAACUCAGUUGUAGUCAGUAUUUCCAAAAUAAUAAACAUGCAUAAAGUAAAUGGGGGAUUUAUUGUUUUAAUAAGUAAAAGUUCACAGUAAUAGGAUAAAAACCUAAGAUUGUUAACAAUUUGAGACAAUAACUAGGACUGUGUUCCCCAUGACAUAUAACUUAGUAGUCGCUAAGUAUUGGUGAUAUCGUAUCAAUGCGUAGUAUACAAAAUCUAGCAAGUUAUGUACAUCUAAACAUCUCCCGGCCCUAUUAAAUGUAUUUCACUCAUCUCCUCUCGGUAUCAGAGUGUAUUGCCAACUAACGCUUGCUUUGGAUCUCAGAAAACUAUCCCGACCCGGACUCAAGUUCUUAGACGCAGGUUAUGCUUCAAAUAUCUGUUGUAGUUAUCUUUUUCUAAUCACUACCCCUCUCCUAAGCAAAUCAUGAAUACAGACGAGUUUUAAUGCGUGCAUUCAUUAAAAGGAAAACAAGACGAAGAAAACUACAAUACAAUGCUAAACACUAACCGACAAUCACCUAUACGUUUGCCUACUUCAUUAUUGUGCCAUGGUUCCCACAACCCUAGUUAUGGGGUUUAGCUACUCAUAAUCGCAAGGAAUGAAUCAAGAAUUAAUGUUGAAUUCAUAAAACAAUACUUACGUUUAUAGAAAAGUAAACCUUGAAUCACAAGAUGAAUGACGAAUCAAGAACGAAUAAAGGAUUGAAUUUCGUUUGUAUCUUGAAAAGUCACCAAAGUAUGCUUUCACAAUGUUCACAAUAUGUCAAAACUAAGAAUAAAAUGUGUAACCCUCAAAAUAGAACAAAUUAGGGUAUUUAGUGCUAUUUAGUUAUCUUCAAGCAUUUUUUUUAUUGUUGUCUUCAGGUAUUAUCAUUUUCUAUUUGUAAUGACUGCUUUUAACUUACAAAUUGC